AGUCCCUCUAGAUGAAGGUGGAGGGCAGCAAGCUGCUCAUCCUUCUUCGAGAGGCGUUGACCCUGCGCUUGAAGGGCUUUGCGCACCGGGUCCGAGUCUGCUGGGUCCAUGUUAUGGCCAGUUCGUUCUGUCAUGAACGGAAUAGAGGAUAGUACGGAAGCGUAUUGCAUUCACUUGGAUAAAAAAAAAAAAACUCCUGUUUUUCUGAGUAAUUUUUUGGAGGGCUUUGUUUUUCUGACUAUUUUUUUCUGUUUUUCGGACUAAUUUUUUUUCCGCCUGUUUUUCUGACUAUUUUUUUCUGUUUUUCGGACUAAUUUUUUUUCCGCCUGUUUUUCUGACUAUUUUUUUUUCUGUUUUUCGGACUAAUUUUUUCCACCUGUUUUUCUGACUAUUUUUUUCUGUUUUUCGGACUAAUUUUUUUUCCGCCUGUUUUUCUGACUAUUUUUUUCUGUUUUUCUGACAAAAAAAUUUUCCGCCUGUUUUUCUGACUAUUUUUUUUUCUGUUUUUCGGACUAAUUUUUUCCACCUGUUUUUCUGACUAUUUUUUUCUGUUUUUCGGACAAAUUUUUUUUACACCUGUUUUUCUGACUAUUUUUUUUCUGUUUUUCGGACUAAUUUUUUUGCACCUGUUUUUCUGACUAAUUUUUUUUUCUGAGUUAUCGGGACACAUCGAACUCACGCGAGAACCUGCGAACUACAAGUGACUCUUUGCGGAAUCCGUAGUAAGCAACAUGACCGGCUUAUUCAGUUUGAUCAAGUUUUAUUUUGAUAUGGGUUUAAGACACUGGGAGAUACUCCUGUCUUUGAGUCACAUAGAUGGUAUUGUUAUUAGUUUGUCGACAUUACGCAGGCACCUGCGGACUUUGCGUUUGUUCAGGAGGAAAGCCCAUUCAGAUCUGCUCGAUACAGCAAUGUUUGUCCAGAAUCAGUUGGACAGAUAUGGUAUGCUCCAUGGAUACAAGAUGAUGCAUUUAAAAUGCAUUCAGGCUGGCUACGUGGUGACUCAAGAGACGAUCAGGAGACUGAUGAAAAUACUGGACCCGCACGGUGUGCAACUGAGGCGCUGGAAUCGGCUUCGCCGGCGUAUGUACCACAAUCCCGGCCCAAACUUUUUGUGGCAUGUAGACUCUUAUGACAAACUCAAACCAUAUGGGAUCUGUAUCAAUGGUGCAAUAGAUGGUUUUUCACGAAUGGUGAUAUGGCUACAUGCUUACUCGACAAACAGUGAUCCUAAGAUAAUUGCUGGAUACUUUAUUAAUGAGGUGUCAUCAAGGAAUGGGACUUCUGCCCGAAUUCGUUCGGACCUUGGCACCGAGAACUGCUUUAUUGAGCAAAUGCAGAUGUUCUUGAGGCACGACCAUCUGGACAACUUUUCGCACAGAUGUUAUCUGUAUGGAUCGAGCAAUCACAACCAAAGAAUAGAGAACUGGUGGGGCUUUUUAAGGAGGCAACAUGCACAGUUUUGGAUGAACCUGUUCCAUGAUUUAAAAGACUCAGACUUCUUUUCUGGUGACUUCCUGGACAAAAGUAUCAUUCAGUUCACAUGUCUUGAAAUAAUAGAGCGAGAACUACAGGAAGUUGUUCACCUCUGGAACACUCACAGAAUUCGCCCAUGCAGAAAUGCUGCAUCUCCAGGUGGGCGCCCAGUGAUGAUGUACACCCUACCCGAACUUUUUGGAGCCAGAGAGUACUUGAAAGAGGUAUCUCGAGAAAAGAUAGAGAUCUGCAGAGGAGAAUGCCUUCAGAGAGGACCGUACCCCUGUGAUGAUACAGUGUUUGACAUUUGUUGUCUCGCCAUGGCAGAAAACAGUCUUCAUCCACCCACCUCUCCAGAGGAAGCCAUCGAGCUUUACAUGUUCUUACGUGCUUACAUACGAGCGCAGAUUUCAUGAACACAACCUGCUCUACAGGAUCAAAUGACAGGAUCAUGUAACCCUCCAAAAAUGGUAGACCUUACGCACCAUGAAUUUAACUGUAAAGGGUAUUAAAACAGUAAAUUACUGUGAAUUUGCUCCAAAUGGACAUCUCCACAUUGUGCCUCGUAUAUCUUCUUUCUAUUCCAGAAAAGCAAACGUCCAAUGUAUGCAUGAAAAAACAUGGGGAAUCUUGGGUUCAUUGUGUUCAUCAUUUAUAAAUA
This is a messenger RNA of Phyllopteryx taeniolatus (common seadragon), 2137 nucleotides long. RefSeq lists its product as uncharacterized. The coding region runs from base 732 to 1892 and encodes 386 amino acids. The record is from RefSeq and is a predicted model, not a curated record. Gene Ontology annotation, molecular function: nucleic acid binding. NCBI's taxonomy places the organism in Eukaryota, Metazoa, Chordata, Actinopteri, Syngnathiformes, Syngnathidae. The transcript is spliced from 2 exons.